Magnusiomyces paraingens is the source of this 894-nucleotide messenger RNA. RefSeq lists its product as uncharacterized. The coding region runs from base 1 to 894 and encodes 297 amino acids. The record is from RefSeq and is a predicted model, not a curated record. The transcript has a single exon. Gene Ontology annotation, biological process: lipid homeostasis; mitochondrion organization. Gene Ontology annotation, cellular component: mitochondrial outer membrane. Lineage: Eukaryota; Fungi; Ascomycota; Dipodascomycetes; Dipodascales; Dipodascaceae.
AUGCCCCACCAUCAUCACCGCAAAUCCUCCUCCCUAGACCGCCUUGCCGGAAUCCCUCUUAACUCAAUUUCUCCAGAAGAAGCCCAUGCUGCUGCUCUAAACCAACUCGAACCACAGUCCACUGCAAACGCCGCCACCAAUACCACAGAAGGUUCGCCUCCCGAGCCUACCCCAUCGGCCGCCACGCCAUCGGAAUCCGGGGGGUCUUCACCAUUCCCCUCAACAAAUACUCUACUGCGAGUACUUUUUGGAAUUCAACGCUACUCUGCUUACACAUUUACUGGGUUUCUCGGUUUACAUCUAACGUCAGUUGUUUUAGCACCAGCAUUUUCCUACGACGCUGGUAAUGCAUCACUUCUUUUUACAAAUACAAUCUACCAAUCGCCACUCGUCGAGCCUAUUCUUGUCACUGGCUCACUUGCACUCCACAUUACCUCCGGCAUUGUUCUGCGUAUUAUUAAAGUUCUCCGCUCAAAACGACUCUAUGAGUCCUACUGGACAGCAAUCUCAAAGCCUACACUCUUAGCGUAUGCAGGAUAUGCCGCAACACCCCUUGUUCUCGGCCACUUUUAUGUCACACGAUAUCUUCCCCUCUCUAUCCUCGGUGACUCCUCUCUCAUCUCGCUUGACUAUGUUGCGCAUUCCAUUGCAGACCAUCCAGCUAUGGCCAUUGGCUCAAUGCUUACCAUGCUCACAUUAACCCUCUAUCAUACAGUCUACGGCUGGCGCCGUUGGCUCAAUAUUUACAAGCGACCUAAACUACUUUCUGGGCCUGGCCUUUUUGUGGUUUCCGGUAUUCUUCUUGGUGUUGCAUCUCUCGCACGCUUAGCGGCUCAUGGUCCUGCAAUUGGCUGGGUGGCUUCUCAGUAUGACAAAGUUCUUGGUAAAGUUUAG